UGCACUGCUAAGAAAUACGCCCACGUCUCUUCACGACACAUAUUCUACAUUUACGGCCUGGUUGUUUUCAGCCGCAAAGUAAAACGCGUGGAGUCGGAGGAAGGUUAAAGUGAAUCCCACAAAAAUACGCAGUGAUGCCGUUUUUGGACCUCCAGUCCCGGUUUGGUGUCAACCUUGACGGCUGGCUGCUGCUGCAGAGCGGACAGCAGCCCAACCGGAGAGCGGCUCGCUGCCACGCCUUCGAGAAGGAGUGGAUCGAGUGCGCCCACGGCAUCGGGCAGACCCGCGCCAAGAAGGAGUGCCAGCUGGAGUUUGAGGACUUCUACGAGUGCAUGCACAGGCAGAAAACACACCAGAGGCUGCAUGCCAUCAGUCAGCAGCGUGACAAGAUGGUGAAGGCGGGGACCUACACUCCGCCAGCCUGCCACGCGGGAAAGCCCGACGAGGCGCCAUGAGGGGACACGGGACCGUCCUGCUCUUUGUUUAUAGAAAGUCACACGUCCUUGUUUCCAAAUAAAUGUUAUCAUUAAAGAUC
This is a messenger RNA of Gasterosteus aculeatus aculeatus (three-spined stickleback), 535 nucleotides long. It is a transcript of the gene ndufs5, whose product is annotated as NADH:ubiquinone oxidoreductase subunit S5. Gene Ontology annotation, cellular component: respiratory chain complex I. NCBI's taxonomy places the organism in Eukaryota, Metazoa, Chordata, Actinopteri, Perciformes, Gasterosteidae. The record is from RefSeq and is a predicted model, not a curated record. Gene Ontology annotation, biological process: mitochondrial respiratory chain complex I assembly.